ACAGUCAAAGUGUUCAUCGGUAGGUAUAAUGUUUCGCUACUCAGUGACACAUGUACUUUCAUCUAGUUUCAAUCGUUUCAAUCGCGUUGGCAGAAAUUGUGUGAAUUUGGUCGGUGUCGGUCAGAAUAAAAUUCCAUUGAGAAACACUUCUACUUUCCGCAAAUACAGUAUGUCCGGACAAUAUUCAAUUGUUGAGCGUGGAACGCCAAAUUCAUCCAACUAUCGAGUGUUUUUAAAAAAUUCGUUGGGCAAACUCGUCUCCCCAUUACACGACAUUCCAUUGCAUGCCAAUGAUGACAACAAUGUUUACAAUAUGGUCGUGGAAGUGCCUCGAUGGACAAACGCUAAAAUGGAGAUAUGCCUCAACGAACCGUUGAAUCCGAUCAAGCAAGACAUCAAGAAAGGAAAAUUACGAUUCGUUGCAAACUGUUUCCCACAUCACGGCUACAUCUGGAAUUACGGUGCAUUUCCACAGACGUGGGAAAAUCCAGAUCAUUUGGACGCAGCCACAGCAUGCAAAGGUGAUAAUGAUCCGAUCGAUGUGCUGGAAAUUGGCUAUCGAGUUGCCACCCGCGGUGAAGUGGUACAGGUCAAAAUACUGGGCAUUAUCGCGUUGAUCGAUGAGGGCGAAACCGAUUGGAAGGUCAUAACAAUAAAUGUUAACGAUCCGUUGGCGGCACAAAUGAAUGAUAUUGGCGAUGUGGAAAAACAUUUUCCUGGUUUAUUGAAAGCGACGAUUGAAUGGUUUAAGAUUUAUAAAAUUCCCGAUGGCAAACCGGAAAACCAGUUCGCUUUCAAUGGUGAAGCGAAAAACGCUGCAUUUGCUGUAAACAUUGUCAACGAAACGCAUGGCUUCUGGAAUGGACUGAUUAGUAAAGAGAUCGAAAAUGACAAGAUCUCGUGCGUCAACUCAAACGUUCCCGAUUCACCGGAUUAUAUCAAUGAAGACCAGGCCAAUCAAUUCUACAAUGAAAGCAUUAACGGCGGAGAGGCUGAACCAGUAAACGAUUUGGUGGAUAAGUGGCAUUUUAUUCACUUGAAAUAAAUUUUUUUUAGAUUUGAACCAUUGUCUGCACAUCUGUCUUGCACGCCUAGUGCGCAAUAAAUAGAUUGCUGUGUU
Molecule: messenger RNA, 1120 nt
Organism: Bradysia coprophila
Lineage: Eukaryota; Metazoa; Arthropoda; Insecta; Diptera; Sciaridae
Gene: Nurf-38
Product: Inorganic pyrophosphatase Nurf-38
Biological process (GO): phosphate-containing compound metabolic process
Cellular component (GO): cytoplasm
Molecular function (GO): inorganic diphosphate phosphatase activity; magnesium ion binding
Source: RefSeq, a predicted model, not a curated record